Hipposideros armiger (great roundleaf bat) is the source of this 3421-nucleotide messenger RNA. It is a transcript of the gene PODXL2, whose product is annotated as podocalyxin like 2. Lineage: Eukaryota; Metazoa; Chordata; Mammalia; Chiroptera; Hipposideridae. The record is from RefSeq and is a predicted model, not a curated record. Gene Ontology annotation, molecular function: protein binding. Gene Ontology annotation, biological process: leukocyte tethering or rolling.
AUGGGAGUGUCCCUGGGCGUCUUUGCGGCUGGGUCUGAUGAGCCUGGCCCAGAGGGCCUCACCUCCACCUCCUUGCUGGACCUCCUGCUGCCCACUGGCCUGGAGCCACUGGACUCGGAGGAGCCCAGUGAGGCCGUGGGACUGGGCACUGGCCUGGAAGCCCCUGGCUCAGGCCUCCCCAGCGAAGAGAGUGAAGAGUCCCGCAUUCUGCAGCCGCCACAGUACUUCUGGGAAGAGGAGGAGGAGCUGAAUGACUCUAGUCUGGACCUGGGACCCACUGCAGAUUAUGGUUUUCCAGACUUAACUGAAAAGGCAGGUCCUGUAGAAGACACCAGCCAGGGUCAAGAGAUGCCGAGCCUCCCCUCUUCCUUGCCCAGGAUGAACCUGGUGGAGCCACCCUGGCCUGUGGCUCUUGGAGAGGAGGAAGAGGAAGAGGAGGAGAAGGAACAGGUAGAGAAAGAAGAAGAGGAAGAGGAGGAAGAGCUGCUGCCUGUAAACGGAACCCAGGAAGAAGCCCAGACUCAGGUCCACGACUUUUCUCCCACCAGCAGCAGCCAGACACCAGGGACCCCAAAACAUAGGCACGAAGAUUCUGGGGAUCAGGCCUCCUCGGGUGUGGAGGUGGGGAGCAACAUGGAGCCAAGCCUGUCACCGCCCUCAGUUACCCCAAGUACAGUGACCCUGGGAGGUCAGGACUUUGCCAGCCAGGAGGCAGGGGGCACAAUGCUGCCAGCUGCAGGGCAUGAGGUAGAAUUUGAGGCCCCUCGGGAGGCAAGUGAGGAGGCUACUGUGGGAACAGCUGGGUUGGUUGGCAGGCAAGGGGAGGUGCUGUCCUUGGCCUCAUUCCCUCAAGCAGAAGCCCCCAGUGGGGCUGAGACCCCAGGUGAAGACUCCCUUUACCCUGGAGCCUCAGCUGCUCUCCCCCGGGCCUCCCAAGACAUGGAGCUGACACCUGCUGCCGCCUUGGGACAAGAAGACCUCAGCCAGCAGCCCCAGGAAGGGCAGGCUGCUGAAGCUCAAUCCAGAAUCCCCUGGGAUUCUACUCAGGUGAUCUGCAAAGACUGGAGCAAUCUGGCUGGGAAAAACUACAUCAUUCUGAACAUGACAGAGAAUAUAGACUGUGAGGUGUUCCGGCAGCACCGGGGGCUGCAGCUCUUGGCCCUGGUGGAGGAGGUGCUGCCCCGCCACGGCAGCGGCCACCACGGGGACUGGCACAUCUCCCUGAGCAAGCCCAAUGAGAAGGAGCAGCACCUUCUAAUGACCUUAGUGGGCGAGCAGGGGGUGGUGCCCACUCAAGAUGUGCUUUCCAUGCUGGGUGACAUCCGCAGGAGUCUGGAGGAGAUUGGUAUCCAGAACUACUCCAUGACAAGCAGUUGCCAGGCCCGGGCCAGCCAGGUGCGUAGCGACUAUGGAACACUCUUUGUGGUGCUGGUGGUCAUCGGUGCCAUCUGCGUCAUCAUCAUUGUGCUGGGCUUGCUCUACAACUGCUGGCAGCGCCGGCUGCCCAAGCUCAAACACGUGGUGAGUGUGGGGACAGACUCUGUCUACUUCCGCACGCUUCCACGCCACCAGGAUGCCUGCAGCAGUCUCCUCUUUGGUCCCCCUGCCUCCAGCCUCUCCCAGCCAGCCUACUUCCUCAAGCAGCCAGAGGCCCUGGCAGGAGCAAAGUACCUGGUAGAACAGCAAGUCGUGGAGGUGAAUGUAUGGGACAGGUACUACCCCUGCCUAUGUGGGCAUGAGGAGCUGGUACUCUACCUUCUGGUCAACGGAGCCCACUGUGAGGCCAACAUUUUCCAGGGCGAGCGCUGCCUCUAUGGGGCUGCAAGUGAUAACAUCCGCCGGGUCCUGCGUGAUUAUAAGCAAGUGACAGCCUCCUGCAGGAGGUGGGACUACUACAAUGACUUCUUGCAGCGGCUUCUUGAUCAGGGCAUCCACAGCAAUGUGGUCUUUGUGGUGCACGGGAAGCCCUUCCAGGCCCAUUGCUGCAUCCUGGGUGCACGCAGCGCCUACUUUGCCAACAUGCUGGACAUCAAAUGGAAAGGCAAGAGCAUCGUGGUCCUCAGGCACCCAUUGAUCAACCCUGUGGCCUUUGGGGCCCUGCUGCAGUACCUGUACACAGGCUUCCUGGAUGUCGGUGUGGAACACAUCAGUGACCGUGAGUGCCUGGCUAAACAAUGCCAGUUAUUGGACCUACUCAGUGACCUGGAGGCCAAGUGCAAGGAAGUGUCUGAAUUCAGUUUGUCCAGGCUUUGGGAUUCAGGGCUUUGCGGGGGAAUUGGCAGGGCCGGCCUGGCUUCCUGAAGCCGCACUCUCUCCUCUGCAGUGGCAUCCAAGCCAGGCACUUAUGUGCAGAUGCUGAGCGUCAGGCUCCCCCCAGAAGACCCCCGGCUCCGGGAGGACCUGGCCCUACUGGCUGACUGCGCCCUGCCCCCUGAGCUCCGAGGUGACCUAGGGGAACGGCCCUUCCCUUGCCCCAGUGGCUUCAACAUCUGUCCUUGCUUCCAAGUGGAGGGUUGCCGUUUUCUCUGCCACAAGGCCUUCUUCUUUGGCCUCAGUGACUACUUCACCCUGCUGAAUGACCACUUCCAAGAGAAUGAAGGGAUGGAGGCCUCCGGCAGCCUGCUGGCUGUCACCCUGCACAGCCUCUCACCCAACAUCUUCACCCAUGUGCUGUACUUCAUACACACCGAUCACACGGAGGUGCCCCCCGAGGCAGCCUAUGAUGUGCUGAGUGUGGCCGACAGGUACCUGUUGCCGGGCCUGAAGUGACUGUGCGGCCGCAGCCUGGCCCAGCUACUGGACGAGGACAGUGUGGUAGGCGUGUGAUGUGUGGUCAAGCUGUUCUGCUUGGCACGCCUCGAGGACCAGUGCACUGACUAUAUGGCCAAGGUCAUUGAGAAGCUGGUGGAGCGGAAGGACUUUGAAGAGGCAGUGCUGGAGGAGGCCAACACUGUGGCUGCCCAGCAAGAGCAGGACUCCAUCCCGCUGGCGGAUGACAUCCGCUUCCAUUUGACCAGCAGGGUGCAGACCUAUAGCAACGCUGAGGCGAUGUGGCGGCGGCUGUAUGCACUUGAGGACCUGCUGGUGUCCAUCGGUCUGGACUGCUGACCACUACUGGGCCAACUCCUUGCACCCUCCAGGGCACUGUGGGUAGAAGAUGCUCAGUGGGGCUCCCUCCCCCUGUGUGCUUGGGGGCCCCAGGGAGGGUCACCUAGGGAUGAGCCCUCUCCCUCCCCCGAUUCCUAAACCAGCCCCCAAGGCUGUAGGGCUGAGCACCACUCAGGGAAACCUGGGGUGGGGCGUCUCUCAGUCCUGGCUGCUUGCUUGCAAAACCAAGCCUGCUUCUCCCAGGCACUGAGCCGCCCAGAAGGGAGCAGGAGAGUUUGUGUCAAUAAAGCUUGACUUCACUUUGGAACCCUGA